AUGCCCCAAAACACUGGUCGACAAUCUGAUUCCGUAAACCAAGCUGGUGAAAAUAUCCAGAGUAAUAGCUCAUAUACCGGCAGGAGUUAUAACACCACAACACAAAUACGAAAUGCCAUAUCCACUUCACGAGAAAUUCGUACUCCUGAUUAUGACCGGCUUCUUCCACAAAGAACGCCCAAUCCGGUCCAGGAUCUGCAGAUGCGGAUCGUCACCGAAGAAAGCUCUAAAAAGAGAAAGAUAUCGGUUAUUGAAGAUGAAGCACAGCAAGAAGAGGAAGGCCGCCUCUACAGAGCUGUUGUGGGUCAGGCAAUGAUGCCACUAAGGGAAACAACGGAUGAUAUAAUUCGUCGUUUAAAUUCUACGCCCACCAAAUCACCUAAAAAAUUGCUGUCAUUCAGCUCACCGACGAAACAACGUAAUUACUUUUUUGAUUCGCCGGUUAAGAAUAGUUAUAAUUCGAGUCCGCUUCCACUGGAAGCGCAGUUGAUUUUGACUAGUCCUCGUAAACCUCCUCGGUAUAUUAGUAAAACUCCGUAUAAGGUGCUCGAUGCGCCAGAUCUUCAGGAUGACUUCUACUUGAAUCUAGUAGAUUGGUCAUCUUCUAAUGUUUUAGGAGUAGGAUUGGGCACUUGUGUUGUAAGGCUUUGCGAUAUGGCAAGUACAGGACAUAGUGGCAACGAUGAGAAUGUUACGUCUGUCAGUUGGAUGCCGACGGGCUCCCAUAUAGCUGUUGGUACAGCACCAGGACCUGUCGAGAUUUGGGAUAUUCACAAGA
This is a messenger RNA of Acaulospora morrowiae, 778 nucleotides long. The record is from the annotation of a GenBank genome assembly. NCBI's taxonomy places the organism in Eukaryota, Fungi, Glomeromycota, Glomeromycetes, Diversisporales, Acaulosporaceae.